AUGAUGACGAAAGCUAAGACCCAACCCAAGGCCAACCUCAAUGGCCUCGGCAUCUUCUGGAUCACGUUUGCCCUCUCCUGGACCUUCAUCGUCGCAGGCGGCAUGAUCUUCCUAUGGCGUCGUCGCGAUAUGCCUAUCCUGAGGAUUCGAGGUCUACCGCUGUCAUCCCUUGCCAUCACAUUGCUCCAUCUCUACUGGGGCGCCGUCCAGACCGGGUAUGUCUAUUUCCGUCUCACUACACCCGAGGUAGAGUACUGUAUCAUGAGCAUUUACCUCCCCUGCGGCAUCGCUCUAUUCCAUGCCUCCAACAGCCGGUUUCUCCAUGUCGCCAAAGCCCAGAAGGAACUCUUCGCCUCGGACGCUGCUUCGAUUAAUAGCAAGCGUGCCAAGGCUAAGUCCCUCAUCGGCCGCUUUCGAUCUCUCAACUACACCAGAAAGAUCCUGAUCCUCGUGGGCGCGGGCAUGAGCUGUCAGUUCUUUCUUACAGUCUUCAUGUACCUUAUUUCGAGAAAGUGGCCAUCUGUCUUUUGGCAGUUCUUCUGGGCAUGGAUCGUCGCUCUAUACAUUCUCUGGACACAAACUAUUGCUUGCUGCCUUUUGAGUCUUCAUGCUACCCCUAUGUGGCUUAUUGCUUUAUAUGUCCCUGCCAUGUCGGUGGUUAACAGAGUCUGGGUUCCUCCUCAAUGGAUUGCCAUCUCGAUCCUGAUGCUUGAGAUCUUCACUAUCUUCUUUCCUUGUUGGGAAACCCUCGACUCUAUCAAUCAAUGGCAACUUAAUAAGAGUGUUGGCAAGACCUCGGGGUCUAUUCCCACAGGCUCCACGAAGGUGGCUGGCUCAUCGCUGACUGUAUGGUCUAAGGGUGACUCUAUCGAGAACAGUGUUGGCGAGAGUAUCCUCACCAUGGAAGCUCUCGAGUGCAAGUUCUCUGCCCUCCGAGAUUUUUCUGGAGAAAACAUUGCCUUCCUGAGAGCCGUCGCUGAGUGGCAGUCUUCGCUUCCUCUUGCGGUUCUCGACCCGGAGAAGAUCAAGGAUGAUGUGGCCCAGGAACUUGUCCGCGAACGAUUCAACAGCGCUCUCAGAAUCUACAUCAACUUCGUCAGCUCCCACCAUGCCAAGUUCCAAAUCAACCUUUCCUCACAAGAUCUCAAGAGGCUCGCGUCUGUUUUCGAGCCGUCCGCCCGCAUUCUCUAUGGCGAGAAGCACGAGAUUGAUCCCGCUACGCCCUUCGACUCCUUUGAAAUGACUAGCAAGGUCAAGUCGUCUUCUGGGUCAUGUCGCGGCUCCGAGACCGGCAACAUGACUGGAUCGAUCAACGAGACGGAAGCCAUUGGAGACAAGGCCCUCUACUGGGGUGACAUCCCUGAUGGCUUCGAUGCCACCAUUUUUCAUGACGCUGAAUCAAGCAUCAAGUAUCUUGUUUUCACCAAUACCUGGCCAAAGUUUGUUAAAGAUCGACAAUCCUCGAUUAACUCAAACGGUAACCUUGAGGCAGGAAAUGCCAUUCCUGCUACCCCUUGA
Ilyonectria robusta is the source of this 1518-nucleotide messenger RNA. RefSeq lists its product as uncharacterized. Bases 1 to 1518 code for a protein of 505 amino acids. The record is from RefSeq and is a predicted model, not a curated record. Lineage: Eukaryota; Fungi; Ascomycota; Sordariomycetes; Hypocreales; Nectriaceae. The transcript is spliced from 9 exons.